This is a messenger RNA of Chrysoperla carnea, 1176 nucleotides long. RefSeq names its product post-GPI attachment to proteins factor 2 (gene PGAP2). Bases 339 to 1109 code for a protein of 256 amino acids. The transcript is spliced from 3 exons. The record is from RefSeq and is a predicted model, not a curated record. Gene Ontology annotation, biological process: GPI anchor biosynthetic process. Gene Ontology annotation, cellular component: Golgi membrane; endoplasmic reticulum membrane. NCBI's taxonomy places the organism in Eukaryota, Metazoa, Arthropoda, Insecta, Neuroptera, Chrysopidae.
GCAAAUCAGCUGCAACUAAAAUAAACAGCUGUGUUGACCUCGAAUACAAGGUUUGUGCGCAAGUUAAUUAUCCCCACUAACCUAUUAUAAAGUGAAAAGAAGCCAGCUGACGAAACAUUUCCACCAAUCAUCAAUUCGAAUGAUUCAAUCCAUAAUGGUCUUUGUCGUGAAAGAAGAGAACUGUAUUCAAAGCAAAAUGAAAUGAAAACACUGUCAAAAUGUCAUAACAAACAAUUGACAUAACCUCCAUUACAUAAAAUUUUUUUUAUUAAUUAAUAAUCAUUCAUUUACUAAUUAAUUUUUUUAUAUUAUAUAUUCACGUAAAUCUGUAAUUAAUUAUGUCCCGUAAUUAUAAAUACAGUUCUCUUCCAAGUGAUGAUAAUGCAAUACCUUAUUUUACGUUAGAUUAUACGAGAACAGCAUACUUUUUAAGCUCAGUAGUAUGCUUUGCUUUUGUAUUUUGCAUAGUAUGGUCAAUAACUUUUAAUUUUUACGAAUCAACAAAUACCCAUUGUCAUGUAACAAAUAUUUUACCUUCGAUAUCUGCUGCAAUUGGCUCGUAUUCACCACAAAAGGAAAUAUGGCGUAUUGCAAUAUUUAUAAACGUAACACCACGAUUUUUUAUAACAAACUUUUAUAAGAAAUAUUUUGAAGAAAUUCUUUCACCAAUUGCACAAUUGUUUGGUAAUAUUGCAUGUUUGUUCAACUAUUUUGAGUUAAUAGCUCUUGCUGGCUUAUCAAAUUGGUCAUCUACCGACAACUAUCCAAUUCAUAAAUUUUGUUUUUUAACAUUUAUUUUAACAUCCGUCGUACAUAUGAUUAUUACAUGUUAUUUAUUGCAACGACAUAGGAUAAUUCCAAGCACAAAUUUAGAAACACUUUCUUUAAAAUGGAAGUGGAAAUUAUUUGUUAUUAACAUUUCAUCAUUUCUUUUAGCUGCCUAUUGUUUUAUGCGACAUACUUGGUAUUGUGAGCCAUAUGUGUAUUCAUUUUUUGCAUUUGCGGAAUACGUGAUUGUAUUUUCAAAUAUUGCAUUUCAUACGACGUCAGUUUUGGAUUUUCAUGGUAAAAAAGUAAUAUGCGAUAAAUUUGGAAUAUAUCUUGCGUGAUACUCUAGAUUAAUAUCGAUAGUUUAUUUGUUUUAAGAUAAUCCUUAAUCCUUCCAAUACAAUGAGU